AUGAGCCCCUACGUCUUAGCCCUUCUAUUAUUUAGCCUCGGCCUAGGAACUACAAUAACCUUCGCAAGUUCCCACUGGCUACUCGCCUGGGUCGGCCUCGAAAUCAAUACCCUUGCAAUUCUUCCACUAAUAGCACAAAAUCACCACCCCCGGGCAGUUGAAGCGGCCACCAAAUAUUUCCUUAUUCAAGCUGGGGGCGCCGCCGUACUACUUUUUGCCGGCACAACAAAUGCCUACCUCACCGGCCAAUGAGACAUUCAACAGGCCGCCCACCCUCUCCCAAUCGCUAUUAUCACCCUUGCCCUAGCCCUUAAGCUUGGGCUUGCCCCUCUUCAUUCCUGGAUGCCAGAGGUAUUUCAAGGCUUAAGCCUUACUACAGGCCUGGUCUUGGCCACCUGACAAAAGUUAGCCCCCCUCACCCUCCUCCUUCAAAUUCAACCUGUCAACUCUCCCCUUCUCAUUUUUUUAGGCUUAGCAUCGACCCUUAUUGGGGGCUGAGGAGGACUCAACCAAACCCAACUACGCAAAAUCCUAGCUUACUCUUCCACCGCCCAACUAGGCUGAAUAGUGCUAGUCCUACAAUUUGCCCCUUCUUUAACUACCCUUGCUAUUUUAGUGUACAUCGCCGCUGCAACUGCAACAUUCCUUACUUUAAAACUAGCCAAGGCCACGAGCAUUAAUAUACUAGCCAUCUCCUGAGCAAAAGCACCUGCACUUGUAGCUCUCACCCCCCUUGUGCUCCUAUCUCUUGCAGGUCUCCCUCCAAUGACAGGGUUUAUACCCAAAUGACUUAUCCUCCAAGAGCUCUCUAAACAAGAGCUAGCUCCCACCGCCACCCUUGCGGCGCUCACCGCACUCCUUAGUUUGUACUAUUAUCUCCGACUUACAUACGCUAUAACCCUCACUAUAUUUCCUAAUAAUCUAGCCGGCACACUUCCUUGACGACUACCAUCCCAUCAGCUAACACUCCCCCUAGCUUGCCUAGCUAUUGCCACUAUUUCUCUACUACCCCUCACCCCCGCUGCACUAGCCCUAGUAGCCCUUUA
Molecule: messenger RNA, 1046 nt
Organism: Notothenia coriiceps (black rockcod)
Lineage: Eukaryota; Metazoa; Chordata; Actinopteri; Perciformes; Nototheniidae
Source: the annotation of a RefSeq genome assembly